Molecule: messenger RNA, 3860 nt
Organism: Pomacea canaliculata
Lineage: Eukaryota; Metazoa; Mollusca; Gastropoda; Architaenioglossa; Ampullariidae
Product: neuronal acetylcholine receptor subunit alpha-3-like
Exons: 1
Coding region: 500-2032 (510 amino acids)
Biological process (GO): signal transduction; regulation of membrane potential; nervous system process
Cellular component (GO): synapse; membrane; neuron projection
Molecular function (GO): transmembrane signaling receptor activity; neurotransmitter receptor activity; extracellular ligand-gated monoatomic ion channel activity
Source: RefSeq, a predicted model, not a curated record
ACAUAGUUCUGCUUUUAAGCAUCACACCAGAACAAGCAGUAUUGGCAUAAAUUAUGCAGAUGAUACAAUUAUAUAGAGGCCAAACCUCACAUCAUAUGAUGAAAAUGCAAUACCAUGAUAGGAGGACUGUGAGAUUAGGUCAUUUUAAGUCAGUGGUAAAUUUCAAUGCGAAAAACAUACUGCCACUAAAAUUAUUAUUAGAAUUUUAUUAUUGUUGUCUUUGAGUUCCCUUUAAACCUUAGCAACAGAAUUUGUAUUGUACUAAAGAGGAAAUAGUAUAAAAGGAGUUUGUAGGAGAAAGAAGUUCCCAUUGAUUCUCUGCUACCAUGGUGACAUAACUGUUACUUCCAAUGGGAGUAACCAGACUGGUCAGAUGUGUGUACAUAUCUGUCAAAAGAGGACUGCUACCCUGGAGAGAACACAGUUUCAGUUCUGGAGAUAUCAUAAAGUGAAUAAAAUAAAAAUGCAGGAUUUUUAAUAAGUUCACUGAGCUUGUAUCAUGGAUGUACUCACAGUGCAAACAUUCAUUGCAGCAGUGUGCCACCUAUUUUUAGCAGAGGGUACACUAGCUCCACUGACAGAUCCUGUCAGAAACAGUUAUGGCAGUUUGAUGGAGAAUCUCUUAGCUCAUCCAGCUGUACAGUUCAAGAUCCCACCAAGUCCACCAGUGACAACUUCAUUCAACUCAAGCUACCCCAAACAUAAGACAGUGGUUGAAAUUGAACUACUCCCUACCAAUAUUCUGGAAGUAAAUGGUAAUCAGGAAAUUAUGGUAAUGUCUGCAUUUCUCAUAUUAAGAUGGGGCGACCCACAUCUCACCUGGAAUGCAAGUGAUUAUGAAGGAGUUGUGGCAGCUGAACUUAAAGCUUCGCAGAUAUGGACUCCAUUUUUAACUGUGAUAGAAGAAGUUGAAGAAAAAAAAAUUGCCCUGGAUGACAGCAUCACCUUGACAAUAAAUCAAACUGGACGUAUCACAGUGUCAUUAGAAAAACUGUUCAAGACAUACUGCAAGCUGAAUUUUUCACAGUUUCCUUUUGAUGAACAAAAAUGUUCGAUUACAUUCUUAAGUGCAUCUUUGACUUCUGUUAAACUUAAGUACAUAAGUGAGCUGUCUGGAAGUUUCAUGAGAGAAUAUUCUCAAGGAGGAGAGUGGAACAUUACAGAUAUGUACUGGGAAAUAAAACCUAGUUCUUCAGUAAGCUACCAACCAAGCAUACUGAAAGCUGUGUUUGUGCUAAGCCGCCAGAAAUACUUUUAUACAAUUACAUUAAUUGCUCCAAUGUUUAUUUCUGCCUUCAUGAAUUGUCUGGUGUUUGCUAUUCCACUUCAAGCAGGUGAAAAAGUUUCCUUCCUUAUUUCUAUCUUUCUGUCCAACACUGUUUUUUCUGGUUAUCUUAGUGAUAUCAUGCCGCACACCUUUCAGAGUAGCGUUCCACUGCUGAUGGUUUUAUUAUUAGGACUAUGGAUUUGGAGUGUCUUGACAUUUCUUGCUACAAUCUUUGUCCUUUAUCGGUACCACCAAGAACAAGAGCAGAUCAUAGAAGAUAAUGGAGAAUGUAAAGAGAAAGAUAAAGAAGAAAUAACACCAGUAAACUGCUUGAUCGAUUUCUUUACAAACAUUUUCAACAAAAGAAACAAAGUCAGUGACCACAUUAGGCCCAUAUUGGUAAACAAUUCACCACAAUCUGAGAUUCCCAAUGACAUAAGAAGUUUUUUACAAACAAGAUCAACUGUAAAAGAUUUAAAACAAACUAGUCCAGAAACAGACCAUAAAAGCACAUUUGAAAACUCAAAUUAUGAAGCUAUCACUUCAGUAAUGUCACAACAUGACACAUCUGAUAAGGGUUUAUCAAUGAAGCAUUCAAAAUAUUGUACUAAAUUACAGACCAACUUGUCCAUGCACAGGAAAAAAUCUAACAAACUGAAUGCCAAAACGCUUGAUCAAAUAUUCCUUUGUGUAAGUUUAGCUGUGUUAUCUUGUAUCACCACGAUCUUUUUUCUUCAAAUAACUGGGACCCAAUCUCUUUUCUAGACCCAGUUUUUAAAACCUUUAAAUGUCUGCUAGUGUUUCUGUAGCAUGUCAAUAUUCUUUGGUCCAAAAUUAAGAAACACAGGCUAAUUUUCACAGAGGUUACUACAAGUGGCACUACAUCAUUUAGGUAAGAUUUUUAGGUCUUAAACACGGAAGCCCUUUCUGUAGCAAGCAAGACAGCAAUAGUCACUUGUUAGGCCAUUAACUUUACUAGACUCUUUCAAAAUGUUUUGUAUGAUGCUUUUUAUAUUCUUUUGUUAAAAUUUCUUAAAGACCAAACUUGUUUCUCAUGUAGGAAAGAAUGGUUUAACUUGAGGGAAGGAGGUGAGAAUGUGUUAAUCUAAGUUGUCAUUCUUUGUUAAUUGCUCAUCUAACUUGGCAAGUACUUUCAUCUCCCUCUGCCAAACGAAAUCCAUUCUUUCCUGUCAGGGAAAGUUCAGCCAUUGACUUUACUUCCUAAUGAAGCUGUGUAGUCUUCACGUCACCUUUCAUUUUAUUUAAUAUCCUUCUGAUUGCUAGACUUCACUUUUGAAGGUAUCUGGUUCUCUAACCUCAAAUGCAUAUCUGUUUUACUCAGCAAACUAAUGUUACAAAACAGUUUUACAGUUCUUUUUGUGUGUUUUCUAUAAUAGAUAACAAACCUUUGCAGGAGGGACCCAGCCUGGAGUGCUCAAUAGCAAUCUAUUGUUAGUAGUAAAUGAUUAUACUAGGUUAGAUUCCUUUUGACACUUGCUAAUAAAUUAGUACUUAAAGUUUAAAAACAAAUGUAGAAAUUGGUAAUAACCCAUUAAAUAUGCUUACUCAAUCCGAAUCAAACAUGGCUAUGCACUUUAAAGCAAGGGUUAAGCCAAACGAGCACAAAAUCUGAACGCUCAUACCAUAUUCACAGAAAUUGAAAACACUUAAAAUGCCAAGAGAGACCGUUCUUUUUAUAUAAACCAUGCAGGCUUGAUAUUUCAGGAGGCUCAUUGCUUUAAACUGAAAUUAAUUUAUACUUUUAAAACAUGAAUGGGAUUCAAGUACAUAUAUAAUACUUGAUUACUAUUUGAUACUGUGUAUAAAGCAUUAUUAAUUUAACAUUUAAAAUGAUAUAAUCAUGAAUAAUUGCAUGUUAUGAUCAAGGUAUCUGUGUUUGGCUUCAUCAGUACUGCAUGUUUCAACAUGAUGUUAUAACAAACAUUGUGCAACAAUUUUUGAUAAAUAACCAUCUCUUUAUAUAUAUGCUGUGAACAUUUUCUAAAUAAGGUUAAGUAAAUGGCAUGAAAUAUUUUAUUUUGUUUUUUAUGUAAAAGGAAAAUAACUUUUACAAGUAAUGGAUAAAUCAAUAAAUUUAUUUCUACACAUUUUGAAUAAGCCUCUGGUAUUUUUUUGUUUGUUUGGAGAGGACACUAUUAAAACCUAAAUUUAUUUCUUGCAAAACAUUAUGGAGAUUAUGCUGUGAUUAUCUUGAUAUCACCAUUAAAAACAGCUACACAUAAAAAAGAAACUCAUUCAGGCAAGUCGUUGUGGAGAUAUGUCUGUGAUUGUUGUGAUAACAAUAUUAAAAAAAUACACUUUUUAAAAAUUAAUGCAAGCCAAUGCUGGAUAUCCCUGUUAGAGUGUGUAUGUGUCUGUCAUGACACCUUUGCAGAAGACUGUUUUACAAGAGUAUGUCGAAAGCAGCUGACCCCAGGGCCAGCAAGAGAAAUGCUGGGGAACUAAUGUGAAGGAGUGGCUGUUUAUUUGGGCACCUUCUCACAUGGACCCACUUCUGCAUCCCAGUUUAUCUCCCCUACGACUAGUACUUCCAGUUAUUAAGGAAUGAAAAAAAAAGAAGAAGAAAGGGAUU